AUGAACAGAUCCAGGUCCAGCUGCCAUAAGAAAGGCCCCCAGCCUCCUGCAGUCCCCAGGAUAACCCGCAGCUCCGUCCCCCAGGUCCGACCCACCGACCCAGCAGAGAGCCAGGACUCUGGGCCGGGCCCGUAUGGAAAACUGCGUAAGAAGCAGGCGGACUCGGCUCUGGCACAGGACCUCAGCAAGAUGAGCGUGAGCGGACAGAACGUUGUCCCCACCAGUAAAGAAAAGACGUCCAAAGACCCUGUGCAGGAUGGACAGUCCUCUGGGUCCGGAUCUCCUCAGGGCAUCCCAUCUACCUCUGCUGCCAAGCCCUCGUCCCGGGGGGGUCUGGCAUCUGUGGCUCGGCUGGUGAAGCUGGGACGCUGUAAGAAUGUGGUGGUGGUGGCUGGAGCGGGAAUCAGCACGGCCAGCGGCAUCCCAGACUUCAGAACUCCAGGCACGGGUCUGUACGCCAACUUGGAGAAGUACAACAUCCCGUACCCAGAGGCCAUCUUCAACAUCGACUACUUCUCUGAUGACCCGCAGCCUUUCUUCUCCCUGGCCAGAGCUCUGUAUCCUGGGAGCCAUCGACCCAACUACAUCCACUAUUUCAUCCGCAUGCUUCAUCACAAAGGGCUGCUGCUCCGCCUCUACACACAGAACAUCGACGGACUGGAGAAAUUAUGUGGCAUCCCAGACGACAAGCUUGUGGAAGCUCACGGUAGCUUUGCCACAGCUUCCUGUCACCUGUGCUACACUCCUUAUCCUGCUGUGGAGGCCAAGCAUGCUAUCAUGAAUGGCAACGUUCCCAUCUGCACAUUCUGCGCCGCGACAGUCAAACCUGAUGUUGUGUUUUUUGGAGAGGACCUCCCGCAAAAUUAUUUCCUCCACACGAAAGACUUCCCCAAAGCAGACCUGCUGAUCAUCAUGGGCACGUCCUUACAGAUCGAGCCAUUUGCCAGCCUGGUGAACACGGUGCGCUCCACUGUCCCACGUCUCCUGCUGAACCGACACGCCGUGGGUCCCUUUGUGAAGACCCCACUGCGGAGAGGAGACCAUUUGGAGCUGGGCGACUUGGAGGACACAGUCCGGAGGUUUGCUGAAAUGCUAGGCUGGAACGACGAGAUCACAGAGCUGAUGAGGAGUCAGGAGACGCAUAAUCUCCCUCUUCCCGUACAGAUGUCUUGUGAAGGCAGGGUAAUGUCCGAGCCUCCUGGUCUGAUGGAAACGUCCGGGCCCACACCGGGGGGGCAGAGAGCAGCCAGCAGCGGCAGUGAGGAGACCGACUCUGAGACGGACAGCAAGAGUUCUGCAUCAUCCAACAUGAGCCACUGACUCUUCAGGUUUCAGACAGUGACACAGGAACAUUU
Molecule: messenger RNA, 1355 nt
Organism: Limanda limanda (common dab)
Lineage: Eukaryota; Metazoa; Chordata; Actinopteri; Pleuronectiformes; Pleuronectidae
Exons: 7
Coding region: 1-1320 (439 amino acids)
Molecular function (GO): NAD+ binding
Source: RefSeq, a predicted model, not a curated record